Messenger RNA from Poecilia latipinna (sailfin molly), 2062 nucleotides. Its product is annotated as non-muscle caldesmon-like. The transcript has 16 exons. The record is from RefSeq and is a predicted model, not a curated record. NCBI's taxonomy places the organism in Eukaryota, Metazoa, Chordata, Actinopteri, Cyprinodontiformes, Poeciliidae. Gene Ontology annotation, biological process: signal transduction; muscle contraction. Gene Ontology annotation, molecular function: myosin binding; calmodulin binding; actin binding. Bases 32 to 1885 code for a protein of 617 amino acids.
GCUGUGACUAAGUGGAGAGGGAGAACCCAACAUGAGCAACACGGCAGAAAAGGGGGGAACGGAGAGCAGCAGCAGGGACGGGUUGAGGCUCAGGAACCAGGACCAGAACCGGGACCACGGACCAGAACCAGCCAACAUGUCAGAGUCCAUCAAGAGGAGAAACUCCAGCAAGCAGCUCCUGCAGAACCUCAUCAGGGUGACGGUGCAGCGGAGCCAGGAGGAUGCAGAGGAGGUGGAGCGGGAGCGGCGGAGGAGAGCCAGGGAGAAGCAGAAAGAAGAAGGGACCCUGUCCUUCCCAGAGGCCCGGCAGCAGGACGGCACGCACAGCACAGACUUUGCAGGUUUUGAGCCGUCUGCCGCUGGACAUUUCGUACCAACCAUGCAUCAAAUCGCUCCGCCUAGAAGAUGUUUUGCUCCUACUGUGACUGCUGAUCCUGUAAAGUCCGAAGAGGAGCUGAAACCUUCCCGCUUUGCUCUGGAAGAAGACGAAGGUUUCAGUGACUGGAGUCACCGGUUGGAGAACCGUCAUGAGACGGAGGAGCAGGAAAACUGCAGGGCGAAGGAGCACAAACCAUCUGCAGCAUCAGAGUCUGGGGGGUACAAGCAUGAGGAUGAGGAGGAGGGAAGAGGAGAAGAUGGAGGAAGGAGCUCUCAGGAAGAUUCAACACGACUUUCAGAGAAGACAUCCAGCUCCCAAACUCCCGUCAGGACGUCGUACAGCUCCUCUGUCUUCCUGUCGCAGGACGCCAGGCAGCAUCACGCCGCAGGACAUCCUGCAGACCGGACGUCGUACCUGGCAGCAGGGACGAUAAGGACCAGAAACGUCGACCACAGUGGAGGAGCUCACCGGCUGGAAGUGGAUGAGGAGCAGAAGACGCAGCAGGAAGAGGAGGAUGAUGAACAAGAGGUGAAAACAAUCCUGCAGAUGCAGCAACAGACUUCAGCUGAUGAAGAAGCUCAGGAGGAGGAAGAAGAGCGAAGCUCCACAGGUGAAAACUGGAGAGAAAUCCAGAUCAGGAAGCAGCAGACACACAGGCCAGCGGAGGAGGAAGACGAGGAAUAUCACGAAAUAAAAGAAGAGCGAUCAGAGGAGAGUGAGAGACGACGGGAUGUGCUGAGCGGCGGCGGGCCGAACGCGCUGAGCGGCGGCGGGCCGAACGCGCUGAGCGGCGGGCCAGAUGCGUCUCACCAUACCAACAGCGAAGGCGAGGAGUCGUUAAACUGCUACGGCCCCAUGAGUCCAACAUUCAAGAAACUCCUCAUUCAGUUCUACCCAGACGAGGUGAACAGUCGAGUCUCACCGGAUGGAAAAUGUUCGAUAACAGAGAGGACUGAGUCUCUCAGAAGAAGCACCAGCAACAUAAAGAAGACAUCACCACCUCUUUCUGUUUCUAAGAUUGAUAAGCGAUUGGAGGAAUACACACAUGCUCUUGAGAUUUCUUCAAAGGAAGGAAGGUCGAGCUGCCAGGCGCUGACUGAGCUUACGGGCCCCGCUGAACCGGUCGCAUCGAAGAAGAAUCUGUUCGAAGCCGGAGACGCCUGGAACCAAAACGUCGCCUCAGCCGCUGCAUCCAAGGACGCAGACGGUUUAAAAGUUGGUGUGGCCGAUCUGAUCAACCAGUGGGUGAGAGGAGGCGAAGACGGAAGCAGGAGCGGCUCACCGUCAAAACCAGCAGAAAUAAGACCUGGUGGGGUUUUAAACAAGAAGAAUUUAUGGGAAAGCCUCGGUGACACAUUAUCUUCAACAAGAGACGGAAAGGAAAACUCUACCAAGAGGUAUAAAUAUGUGGUGACGGGUCACGGCAAGUAUGCUAAGGUUUCUGAUAAUGACUGCAGUGAAGAUGUCAGCUGCCAGGCAGCUGAACAUCUCUUUGAAGAUUUGUGAAACGCCUCUUUGGAAUAUUGGACGACAAGCCACUAUCUCUUCACCAUUCUCUUUUUGUUGGGCUAUAACCUGGAAAAAUACCAAAAUCCUUCUUUUGCUUUGGGACUGAUAUCUUUCUGUACUUAUUGUAUCUUUGAAUACAAUCAAAUAAAUCUGAAUAAAGUACUUUUUAGUGUU